AGCUAUUUCAGCUCUUCCAGCACCUCGACCCUUCCAAUAGAGAGGUUCAUAUCCCUGUCUAGUUGUGGUGGUGAAUGUGGCCCAUGUCAAUGCCCAAGCAAAACAACAACUCCCGGCUCAAGUAGUUUGCGCACAGUGCAUUUUGGUAGUUAGGAGUCCCUUGUGGACGCCAGCGGGUCUCGGCCAAGCCGUCGCCCAUGGCGCCGAAGUUCGGGAAAGCCAGUUCUGCGACCAAACGCAGCAAGAAGCCCCUGCAGAACUCAGGUCACUUUGCUCUCUCAGCGACAGAUCGGAGCCGCAGCCUGAGCAAGCCCAGCUUGAGCCCCUUGAGUCAAUUGUAUGAGCAGAAGCCGUUUGGCUUCAGCCCCAGCAGUCCACGAACCUUGCUUCAAAGUCAGGCAGUGGCAGGGCUCAGAGAAGAUGUCCGUCUUCAAGAGAUGUCUAGCUAUGUCACCUCCAGAGGCGGGAGCUCCUUACCGGUGCUGACGCCGGAAGUGCCGAUCGCAGCAGCCGAUCCCACCUUCCGGAAGAGCUACAGCUCCAGUCGAGGCUUCAAGGGCAGGAGCGAGGACGUCCUGGCAGGGCUGCCACCCAGCUACGCGCAGCACAUGAAUCAGACACAUCUCUCACAGCACGAGACCUUCGGAUCGCUACCGGACCUGCCUGGCUACAGCUUUCGCAGCACCACCGGAGAGUUCGCUCCCCUUCGAGGAACCCAAGGUGGCGCAUCAAGAGCAACGGCCACACGAGGAGAAAGAACAGGUGUUCAUUGGCGAGAAAUUGAGGACGAGCGCUCCACGCACGAGUCGGAGUCGGAGCAGCACCGCGCGCCGUCGCGGCCGAGCACUCGCGAGACGGCGGCCGGCUUGCGAGCGGAAGGGCUCGAGACCUCGGAGCAGCAGAGCCGUCGCUUGGCGCGGCGCACGCCGGAGCACUCGCUGGAGGAGGCCGAGGGGCUGGGUGCGCGCCGAGCGCGGACGCCUCCUUUGCCGAAGAACCUCUCCAUGCCCAACCUGCACGAAAGGCAUGACACCGAGGCCGCGAAGGGCUAUGACCGGCAAGUGGAUCGCUGGCUGCGGCGGUUGAUGGUGGACGUGAACAUCUCGCACAAGUCGCUGCCAGAGAGCUCGGCCCGGAGCCAGAUUUGCACCCAUUUGGAGAAGGUGCAUGGGUGGUUUGACCGCAGCAAGAAGGCCUCCACCUUCUUGAAGCAGAGCGCCGGAUGUGAGAAGCCACCUGUGCCGUCGAAGCAGGUCACCAACUACCUGCCGAUGGACCACCCGGUUCCACCUGGAUCGAUGUAUUGGGAGCGACCAGAAAAACUGAUUCCAAAGCCCAAGGGCGAGGAGGACAUGGAGGCCACUUCGGCCAACGAUGCCACCACCGACCUGGAGAGCAGCGUCGACACGUUGUUGGACGUCCUCGACCUUUGAGAUGCAAAGACCUUGCUGCGAGUGUCUUUGGUGCGUCUUUGUCGCGCACCCCAAAUCUUCCAUCCGCGGUCGCCGGAUUUUCCCUGGCUUCUAAGAAGCCGCUCCGGCGCGGAGGGCUAGGGAAGGAGGGGACCAAGAAACUGAUGAAACAUGG
Messenger RNA from Durusdinium trenchii, 1587 nucleotides. NCBI's taxonomy places the organism in Eukaryota, Dinophyceae, Suessiales, Symbiodiniaceae. The record is from the annotation of a GenBank genome assembly.